AUGGCCUUGGCCGUCCUAGGAGACUUCAAUACAAAGGUCGCGGACUGCAGGACCGUAGUCAAUGCCUGGAUUGGUCUCCGGCUGCUAAAAUCGCAUGACGCGAUCAAUCGGUUGGUUGCGCUCAUGCGGGAAACGAUCGAGGACGGCAAGAUGCUCCAAGGUCGUCUACUGCUCAGUAAUGAGGAAUUUGGAAUCGCGGACGCAAAAAGUAAAAAAACAGAGUCCUGCCUGAAUCUCAACUUUGAACUUGUGCCAGUAAAACCGGGUGAACGUCCACAGAUCUCUUCCGAUUUCAGCCUCAUGGAGAUCCACCAACUGAUCGGCGAGUUUCGACGACAGGCACCAACCGGCCUCAUUGCGGAGACUAAGUUUGUCAGGAUUCUAACGCCAUACAUAUUGUGCAGGAAUUCACCAAGAGCGGAACCUGUACCUGCUGCCUUCGAACCUGCCGCAGAAAGUACAGUGGCACAGGUUCUUGUUCUGGAGGUGGCCAAGACAUAUAGGGUUCCACAAGCCUCGGUCAACAAUGCGAACGCUAGCCAAAUUGAUGUUGUCGAUUGGCGUCGUUUCAUGCUGGCAGUGUUGGAGGACAAUUGCAGUCAGCAGGCAGAUGGCAGCGCCAAGAGAAGUCUCACCCAGUUGGAUCUUGUAGCCUUAGCCAAACGCUUCUGUCUUCUCGAUCAGGCUCGCGGACGCAAGGCUGACUUGAACCGGAGCAGUGAAACGCUGUUAGGUAUUCAGCUGACCCGAUCACAGUUCCAAUUUGCCCGCAUCACCUGGUGGAAUGAUAUGGCAGCGUCGACGCAGAUGCAAAAUCUGCUCUUCGACAUAUUCCGUGAACCGGAACUGUCCGAACUUCAGGGAAUACUGCUUCAGCAGGAUAGCCUGCUUGACUCAGACUCUGCAGAUCCGACCUCUGCAACGUCCGGGGUUGAAGGCCUUCUGAUGGCGAUGGCAACGCUGGCCUGUGUCCCUCUUCCACCUUGUUGCCUCCAACUUUUCUCGGACAAUACGGCAGUCGAUGAAUGCGAAGCCCCAACCGGCGAUCUGACCAUCGCCUAUGAAGUUCUGAGCAAGCCAGAAACCACGGCCCAGUUCCCAUCCAAGCACGCAGCCUGCCACGUCAAGGUCACACGCCACAACUCCAAGGACGCGCGCGGACGAGACACGAUAAGAUGGCGUGAGCGUGGACGUGACGUUGGCAUGGAU
Dibothriocephalus latus is the source of this 1209-nucleotide messenger RNA. The record is from the annotation of a GenBank genome assembly. NCBI's taxonomy places the organism in Eukaryota, Metazoa, Platyhelminthes, Cestoda, Diphyllobothriidea, Diphyllobothriidae.